Molecule: messenger RNA, 264 nt
Organism: Apaloderma vittatum (bar-tailed trogon)
Lineage: Eukaryota; Metazoa; Chordata; Aves; Trogoniformes; Trogonidae
Gene: CHTOP
Product: chromatin target of PRMT1
Exons: 3
Source: RefSeq, a predicted model, not a curated record
AUGGCUGCACAGUCAGCUCCGAAGGUUGUGCUAAAGAGCACCACCAAGAUGUCUCUGAACGAGCGCUUUACUAACAUGCUGAAGAACAAACAGCCGAUGCCAGUGAAUAUUCGGGCUACCAUGCAGCAGCAGCAGCAGCUAGCCAGUGCCAGAAACAGAAGACUGGCCCAGCAGAUGGAGAACAGACCCUCUGUCCAGGCCGCUUUGAAGCUCAAACAGAAGAGCUUAAAGCAACGCCUCGGGAAAAGUAACAUUCAGGCACGU